GGGAGCCAGUUUGCAGUCUGAUUUAUUCAACAUGCCCUCCGGGGAAAGCAGUUUAAACACGAAAGCUGUGGAUCCUUUAAACUAUGACAGGUGCCCUGACUGCAUUUAGUUAACUGUGGUUGUCAAGGCUAAGUUCACAUUUAUGUGGCAUUAGGAACGAGAAGGAAUGUGCUGCGAUAAAGCAAUGCUUGUGAUAGGUCGCUGUGGUUAGUGAGGGGGCCGGCAGGCACUCUUCAGUGAUUCUGCUGGUGUAUUUUGCUUGUUCCCGGCACACCGGGCAGCCUUUUCCUCCUUGAAGUCCGGUGUUAGCAUGUGCUGUCCACUGGGAAGAACAAUGCAUACUGUCCUGGCCCUUUACACAUUGUGCAGAUGCAAGUGCAAGGGCUUCUUGGAGAAAGGACAUUAAUAAUACCUAAGAUCCACUGGAAAAAAUGUCCCCGGCCUUCUGGAAAGCUCAGAAAAAUGAACACUCGCUGAAAAACAAGCACCCUCCUACAAGCAGGCCUCCACUGAUGAGGAAGUCAGCCCGGCCCUCCCUUGCUUGAUCAUGGGCACCAAAAAUGAAGAGCUGGUGUCUGCAGAGCAGAACUUGAACCCUCUGUGCUUUGAAUGUGGCCAACAACAUUGGACAAGAGAGAACCACUUGUACAAUUACCAGAAUGAUGUGGACGAUGACUUGGUCUGCCAUAUUUGCCUUCAACCCUUGCUACAGCCAUUAGACACACCUUGUGGUCACACUUUCUGCUAUAAGUGCCUACGGAAUUUCCUGCAGGAGAAGGACUUCUGUCCUUUGGAUCGCAAAAGGCUUCACUUUAAGUUGUGCAAAAAAUCCAGCAUCCUUGUUCACAAACUGCUUGACAAGCUUUUAGUGUCAUGUCCCUUUUCCUCCGUGUGUGAGGAAGUAAUGCAACGAUGUGAUCUGGAGGCACACCUGAAAAACAGGUGUCCAGGGGCUUCCCAUCGAAGAGCUGCCUUGGAGAGGAGAAAAAACAGCAAAUUGCAGGCAGACACGGAGAGUGAGAGCGAGAGCAGUAUGAUAGAUCGGCCAGGUUCUCAGUCUCCUGAUGCAGAGCAUGCUGGGACAGGCACAGCGCCAGCGGAGCAGAACUUUACUUCGGCAACUGUUCCUGUGUGGACAGAUGAGUCUGGCCUUGACAACCCUGCCUUUGAGGAGAACACAGGGGCUGACACAACCCAUCAGCCACCAAGCUUGCCGGAAGGCGAAAUUACAACCAUCGAAAUCCAUCGGUCCAAUCCUUAUAUUGAGCUGGGAAUUAGCAUAGUGGGUGGCAAUGAAACACCUUUGAUCAAUAUUGUUAUUCAGGAGGUUUAUCGCGAUGGGAUUAUCGCCAGAGAUGGAAGGCUGCUUGCUGGGGAUCAAAUACUGCAGGUUAAUAAUUUUGACAUCAGUAACGUCUCCCACAACCAUGCAAGGGCCAUCCUUUCCCAGCCUUGCACAGUGCUGCACCUCACCGUCCUCCGGGAGAGGCGGUUUGGAAGCCGAACUCACAACCACAGUGAUAGCCCUCCUCAGCGCGAGGAGAGUUUUCAUGUGACUCUGCAUAAACGAGACUGCAACGAACAGCUUGGUAUUAAGCUGGUACGGAGAACGGACGAGCCAGGAGUUUUUGUCCUAGACCUCUUGGAAGGUGGCUUGGCUGCUCAAGAUGGCCGACUCUGCAGCAAUGACAAGGUGUUGGCUAUCAAUGGGCAUGACCUGAAACAUGGCACACCUGAACUGGCUGCUCAGAUUAUCCAGGCCAGUGGUGAAAGGGUGAGUCUAACCAUUUCCAGGCCAGCCAAGUCCCAGAUCAUGAGCAUCCUCAGAGAUGGUGGGACUCAUCCCACCAGCCAACACCAGUCUCAUCAACUGUAUCAUAGUAAUAGGCCCAGCCCACAUAAGGAUCUUUCCCAGUGUGUUACUUGUCAAGAGAAGCACAUUACAGUGAAGAAGGAACCUCACGAAUCCCUCGGCAUGACUGUGGCUGGAGGCCGGGGCAGCAAAAGUGGGGAACUACCAAUAUUUGUCACAAGUGUGCAGCCCCAUGGCUGCCUGGCGAGAGAUGGAAGGAUUAAAAGAGGUGAUGUGCUGAUGAAUAUAAAUGGCAUUGAUCUGACCAACUUAAGUCACAGUGAGGCAGUGGCCAUGCUCAAAGCCAGCGCAGCCUCCUCGGUUGUUUCUCUUAAAGCCUUGGAGGUCCAGAUCGCCGAAGAACAGCCUCAGGCAACUGAAGAGCAACCAAGCACCAUCAGCGAGAAUGAAUAUGAUGCCAGUUGGUCACCCUCAUGGGUGAUGUGGCUGGGACUUCCAAGCUGCCUGCAUAGCUGCCAUGAUGUCGUCCUGCGGAGAAGCAAUUUAGCGAGCUGGGGCUUCAGCAUUGUGGGUGGCUAUGAAGAGAACCACACAAACCAGCCUUUCUUCAUUAAAACGAUUGUCCUGGGAACACCAGCAUACUUUGAUGGAAGACUAAAAUGCGGCGAUAUGAUAGUUGCGGUGAAUGGACUUUCGACCGUCGGCAUGAGCCAUUCAGCGCUGGUCCCUAUGUUGAAGGAACAGAGGAACAAAGUAACUUUGACAGUUAUCUGCUGGCCAGGAAGUCUUGUAUAGACCUGCAAAAAAAAAAGAGAGAGAGAAGUUUUGGUUCAAGCAGCUUACUUUUUUCUAGAUGGCUGGUUCAAAAUCCUCAAGCUGUGUUUUUGUUUGUUUGAUUGAUUGAUUUCUUUCCUACUACUGAUACAGCUGGUAAUAAGCUGGGCCAAAAACUGCUACAUUCAUAUCUUAGGUUGGUCAUUUGGGAGGGAAGAUUCUCAACCUCACUGUGUGCAUCUUUCCAUCUUGAAACCGUCAUUCCCACCAUGUUUUGGUUUGGUUUGUGUUUUUCCGCACUGACACUCAAAGCAUCCAUGUGCACACACUGUAGGGUUCGGAGGGGGGGGGGUGCCUUCCUCUGGUGAUUGUAGUGCUUUAAAAAAAGUGGGUGCCCAGUCUGCUAAGGUGCCAGCUUGCCAGACCCCCACCAGUUUUGAGGCCAACUAAGCUGUUCCGUGUGUUGAUAGCCCCUGGCCCAAACACGGCAGAAUUGCUGUGGGGGGAAACAGCCAUUCUCUUGCAAAUUCCUACAGCGAGAAGCAGCACCAAAUCCUCCUAAUAGCAGGUGUGAGACAUUUCCUGUUUUGCUUCCAGGUUUGCUGCCAUCAUCACUGGGGAGGCAGAAGCACCUUUUAAAUGUUGUUAAAAUAUACUCCCAGUGUUACUAUUUAACUAGAGUGCUCCCGCAAACAGUUCCUAUCUUGGAAGUGUUUGUGUCUCUUGAAGCACGGGCAAUUUCUAAUGUUAUGGCUGUCACGUUAGAAACAGCAGAACACAGUUCUAUGUAGCACCUGCCCCAGAGAAUAUAACCCUGCUAUGUGAAAGGAACACAGCACAUGGAUUGCCCCCAUUGGAUGGAAAGUUGCUAUACUACUGCCUGCAUCCCCUAGGAAUACAUUAUGCUGGCCUAGAAACUCUCCGUGUAAGGAACAAUGGAUGUUAACCCACCAUACCAUUUACUCCAGCGGAUUUCCUCAUGAUGGUUGUAGCAUAUGGAUCUGCCCAGCGGGGUCCUCGUUUUCAUUUUCAAGCAUGGUGUUUGCUUGCGAGAGCAUCCCUGGCAUUUAUUCAUUCAAGGGUGUUGGAUACACACAAGGGUAGCACCAAGGUCAGGUUCACAUCAGACACACCACCAGCGCAUAGCCAGUCUGUAAGAUCUGCACCAUCUCCUGGGUUGUUUCUGCAUCAGGUGGACACCCACGUGCAUCCUACAUGCACAUAUUGUGCUGUGCUAUGGACAAGGUUGUGUGUACUCUGUGUUGAAGAAAUGCAGAUUUUGUAACCUGAAUAAAUUAUGAAAAUGUG
Messenger RNA from Heteronotia binoei (common prickly gecko), 3895 nucleotides. It is a transcript of the gene LNX2, whose product is annotated as ligand of numb-protein X 2. The record is from RefSeq and is a predicted model, not a curated record. Gene Ontology annotation, molecular function: ubiquitin-protein transferase activity; protein binding. The coding region runs from base 548 to 2608 and encodes 686 amino acids. The transcript is spliced from 11 exons. NCBI's taxonomy places the organism in Eukaryota, Metazoa, Chordata, Lepidosauria, Squamata, Gekkonidae.